CACACUGAUUUAUGUCAGUACAUGGACAAGCACCCUGGGGGGCUGCAUCCAGACAAUGUGAAGUUGUUUUUAUUUCAGUUGCUGCGAGGGCUGUCUUACAUCCACCAGCGUUACAUUUUGCACAGAGACCUGAAGCCACAGAACCUUCUGAUCAGUGACACGGGGGAGUUAAAGCUGGCAGAUUUCGGUCUUGCAAGAGCAAAAUCCGUCCCUAGCCACACAUACUCCAAUGAAGUGGUUACCUUGUGGUACAGACCUCCAGAUGUCCUCCUGGGCUCGACAGAGUAUUCCACCUGCCUUGACAUGUGGGGAGUUGGCUGCAUCUUUGUGGAAAUGAUCCAAGGGGUUGCUGCUUUUCCAGGAAUGAAGGACAUUCAGGAUCAGCUUGAACGAAUAUUUCUGGUUCUUGGAACACCAAAUGAGGACACAUGGCCUGGAGUUCAUUCUUUACCACAUUUUAAACCAGAACGCUUUACCGUGUACAGCUCUAAAAACCUGAGACAAGCAUGGAAUAAGCUCAGCUAUGUGAACCAUGCAGAAGACCUGGCCUCCAAGCUCCUACAGUGUUCCCCAAAGAACAGACUAUCAGCACAGGCAGCCUUGAGCCACGAGUAUUUUAGUGACCUGCCCCCACGGCUAUGGGAACUGACCGAUAUGUCUUCUAUUUUUACCAUCCCAAAUGUAAGAUUGCAACCAGAAACUGGAGAAAGCAUGCGGGCCUUUGGAAAAAACAAUAGUUACGGCAAAAGUCUAUCAAAUAGCAAGCACUGACAAGCACAGAGUUCUCAAGAAAGUGCAGGUACUCUAGGAGACAAGAUACAACUACUGCCUGGAAGGGCCC
Messenger RNA from Trichechus manatus latirostris (Florida manatee), 841 nucleotides. It is a transcript of the gene CDK14, whose product is annotated as cyclin dependent kinase 14. Gene Ontology annotation, molecular function: cyclin binding; cyclin-dependent protein serine/threonine kinase activity; ATP binding. The transcript has 9 exons. NCBI's taxonomy places the organism in Eukaryota, Metazoa, Chordata, Mammalia, Sirenia, Trichechidae. The annotation marks the transcript as partial. Gene Ontology annotation, cellular component: nucleus; cytoplasm; cytosol. The record is from RefSeq and is a predicted model, not a curated record. Gene Ontology annotation, biological process: protein phosphorylation.